Molecule: messenger RNA, 1736 nt
Organism: Zea mays
Lineage: Eukaryota; Viridiplantae; Streptophyta; Magnoliopsida; Poales; Poaceae
Exons: 2
Coding region: 45-1241 (398 amino acids)
Biological process (GO): regulation of transcription by RNA polymerase II; cellular response to heat
Cellular component (GO): nucleus
Molecular function (GO): RNA polymerase II cis-regulatory region sequence-specific DNA binding; DNA-binding transcription factor activity
Source: RefSeq, a predicted model, not a curated record
CCCGACCACCUCACCGCAUCGCCACCGGCCCACCGCGCAGCCAGAUGGCCUCUUCCUCCUCGUGCCCGCUCGCCCCCGGGACAAGCGGAUGCAAGCCCAGGACGACGCGGACCAGCGGCGUCGGGUUCGGAGUCGAAGCAAUGGCGCGGAGCGUGGCGGCAGUGAAGCUGGAGCCGAAGCCGGAGCCGUGGGCGGCGGAAGCAGAGGAGGGGUCGUCAGUUGUGCCGCGGUCGAUGGAGGGGCCACCGUUUCCGGCGCCGUUCGUGGCGAAGACGUACGAGAUGGUGUCGGACGCGGCCACGGACGCCGUAGUGUCGUGGGCGCCCUGCGGCGCGGGGAACACUUUCGUGGUGUGGGACCCGCAGGCGCUCGCCACCGGCAUCCUCCCGCGCUUCUUCAAGCACGCCAACUUCGCGUCCUUCGUCAGGCAGCUCAACGUCUACGUACGUACGGGAUUCAGGAAGGUGAAUCCAGAUCGUUGGGAGUUUGCAAACGAAUCAUUCUUAGCAGGCCAGAAGCAUCUGCUGAAAAGCAUCAGGAGGAGGCGCGCGUCCAAGCCUCAGGUAGAAGCAUCGCCAAGAAACAGCGCAAGUGCUUGUUCCGGACAGCCCAACAAGGAUCCCGGGGUGGUCGAGAGUUUGAAACGGGACCGCGCAGCGCUCAGGGCUGAAGUCAUCACGCUAAGGCAGCAGUACAGCAUUUGCAAAUCCCAACUCGUCGCCCUGGAGGAGAGGAUCCUGAACAACGAGAGGGACCAGCAGAAGGCCAUCGCCUUCUUCGCAAAGGUGCUCAGCAACCCAGCUUUCGUGCAGCAGGUCCUGCGCAACUACGCCAGGGAGAGAGAGCUACACGGCGCUUCCAAAAGACAGCGGCUGAUGGAAAACGAAGGACAUCGGCAGGGCGAUUUGCCACUGAGGGGUAGCACCGAAGCCGCGUUUGCGACCGGUGCGGCUGGCGUCUCUGUGGGGACUGGGAGCACAAAUGUUGGCACAGCCGCGAGACAGGAGGAGUCUGGUUCUGAGUUGAAUGAUCAGGAGGUGAACAGUAUUUGGUCUGACGUGUGGGACGAGCUGGACCUGGACCUGGACGCGGUACCAGGCGCUGAAAUGGACCGGCGAGAAGCGGACAAGGGCGUCGCUGGCUUCCACGACGUCGAGGACUUGAGUGGCCGGCCUUGCGGUUGGGGUGAUGAGUUCUCGUAUCUCGCGGAGCCGAUGCAGUUCGUGGAGCACUAUGACUAGUGGUGCAAGAAUAGCUUGAUCUGGAGCUGGAGGGGAUGAUCAGUGGCUUGUUCAUAGCUUCACCAUACUAGGAUUCUGCCAGCUGAGAUUCGUAUAUACUGGUUGAGUUGACAUGCUGGCUGUGGUGUGGUGUAUAGCGUCAGCUCGGACUUCUCAGAACGUACUGCAAACCAGGAUGUGAUAAUUUGUCCUUUUCUUUUCUAACUUUUGCUGGAUAAAGUACAGGGUGCAGCGAAUGAUACCAUCGUGGAGCAUUUAGCUUUCGGACAUUGGUACCGCCAACGAUGGCAUAUUUCGCGAUGUUAGAACUUAACAUGUUGUGUCAAGAGUUUGCUCGACUUGACCUACUAUGUUGGUAUCACUUAGGUCUUUGAGCUUGAUAUUAUGUAUUAUUUGGAUCUCCAAACUUUGAUUAAUGUACUCCAAUGUGGCACGGCAGGUCGAUAUCCAUUAGAUUUGAGCAAACUCGGUUUUUAACGGGUUUGCAUGGGCCAA